Anguilla rostrata (American eel) is the source of this 3115-nucleotide messenger RNA. Its product is annotated as rhomboid-related protein 1-like. Gene Ontology annotation, cellular component: membrane. The record is from RefSeq and is a predicted model, not a curated record. Lineage: Eukaryota; Metazoa; Chordata; Actinopteri; Anguilliformes; Anguillidae. The transcript has 8 exons. The coding region runs from base 369 to 1487 and encodes 372 amino acids. Gene Ontology annotation, molecular function: serine-type endopeptidase activity.
GGGCAGAGGAGAGCGCGAGUGCUUCAGCGGCUGCCUGCCUGCCUGCCUGCCUCUCCCGCACUGCCACUGCUACUGUCGCUGCCACCGCUACUAUCGCUAACGUCGCUACUGUCGCUAACGAAGCUACUAUCGCUAACGAAGCUACUGUCGCUAACGCCGCGCUGCUGCUCGUCUGCAGGUCCCCCGCGCCGUGAGGGAGAGAAUGAGGGGGCUCCUCUGACCCGCCAGCCAGCCCGCCAUCGGCACUCGCCUGGGACCCAGCCGCCAGGGAGCCUCCUGGGGAUUUUUUUUUGGCCGCGCGCCCCCUGGCUGACCCUCCCCCCUCCCCCCGCCGCCGCCGUGGUCCCUCUGAAAUCCCUGGCCGGUAUAUGGAUAGGAGCUCUUUGUUUCAGCUCAUACAGGAGCAGCUGGACCCAGAGAACACCGGUUUCAUUCCAGUGGAGAACUUCGCCAGCCUGGUGGAACACCAUGAGCUGCGGCUGGACCCCUCCAAGCUGGAGAUGCUGUUCGCGCUGGUCCACAGCAACGAGGAGGGGCAGGUGUGCUACCGCGAACUCAUCGAGCUGAUGAGCAGUAAGCGCUCCAGCAGUUUUCGGCGGGCCAUAGCCAGUGGGCGGCGUUCGCUGCACAGGGACAUUCUGCUGGACGAAGCUGGCCUGGGCGUGUACAAGCGCUUCGUGCGCUACGUGGCCUAUGAGAUCUUACCCUGCGAGUCCCACCGCCGCUGGUACUUCCACCAGAACCACCUGUGCCCGCCGCCCGUCUUCAUGGCCGUGAUUACGGUCAUUCAGAUCAUCGUGUUCCUCUGCUAUGGCGUCAUGCUGAACAAGUGGGUGCUGCAGACCUACCAGCCGGAGUUCAUGAAGAGCCCCCUAGUGUAUCACCCUGGCCAUCGCGCCCAGGUGUGGCGCUUCUUCAGCUACAUGUUCAUGCAUGUUGGGCUGGAGCAGCUGGGCUUCAAUGCGCUGCUGCAGCUGAUGAUCGGAGUUCCUCUGGAGAUGGUGCACGGGAUCCUGCGCAUCAGCCUGCUCUACAUGGCCGGGGUGGUGGCAGGGUCACUGACGGUGUCCAUCACAGACAUGAGGGCUCCUGUGGUAGGAGGAUCCGGGGGGGUCUACGCUCUGUGCUCGGCACAUCUGGCAAAUGUUGUCAUGAACUGGGCAGGGAUGCGAUGUCCAUACAAGCUGCUUCGAAUGAUCCUGGCCCUGGUGUGCAUGAGCUCAGAGGUUGGCCGGGCUGUGUGGCUGCGGUUCUCCCCGCCCCUGCCCUCCUCGGGGCCCCAGCCCAGCUUCAUGGCCCACCUGUCGGGGGCGGUGGUGGGCAUCAGCAUGGGCCUGCUCAUCCUGCGCAACUACGAGGAGAACCUGCAGGGCCAGUGCUCCUGGUGGGUCAUCAUCUUCGCCUUCGUCACCUUCCUCCUCUUCGCCAUCUUCUGGAACAUCUUCGCCUACGAGCUGCUGGGCGUGCAGAUCCCGCCCGCUCCCUGAGAAAGGGGCUGGCCCCGCCCCCUUCCUUUACCCAUAAUUCCAUCUUCAGAUUAACCUUUCAUUAACAGUCCUCUCACUCAAGGGUCCAACCUUCGGGAUACAACCGCUCUGCAUCUAAAGAGGUUCUACUCACGUGUGUUUUCAUACUCCACAUGAAGGGAUUUGGCCCCAAAUCAGUCAUCACAUGACCCUUCGGUAUCCAAGGCGACCAAGAGGUUUUGGAGGGCAAAACAAUCUGCAUAAUGUUAGCCUGAUGAGAAGAAUAGAUAUGUAUGCAGGAAUUACAUUAACCAUGUGAACGGGAAAGGGAACACAGUGUAGAUUAGAUGUGUGGUACAGCUAUGACGGUGAGUUUCACUAAUCUGUGCCCUGUACCAUCUGCCCUCCAAUAUCCCACAAUGCAUUAGCAGACUAUGAACCGCUGAAGUUUGCAUAUGCCACUCUGACAUUGCUCCUGUUAAAAAAAAAGACUCAAAGUUCAAGCAAGGCAACCCUGACUGCCCUGUCUCUGGACUGUCUUGAACCCGCAGUCAUCUGGUUCUAAGAGAUGCUGAUUCCUGUAACGGAAUGUACUUGAAAUGGUGCAUCUUUUUUAUGUUGUGCUUAUUCAUUUGUGAGCAGAUGUACCACGUGUCCUUUAUUUAUCCGUGGUUAUUUAUUUGUUGUUUCGUGGCAGGAAAAUUCUAGAAAUUGUGAAUUAUUAAUUUAUUUUGAAGUUAUUCAUUUUGCGUCUGAUCUUCUGAAAAUGUGAAAUGAAACGAAAUCCAUUGUAUAUAGAAAGAAAAUGAGACAAAAGCUUGCAUGGCCAACUGACUGUCCUUUUGAUCUUUUUUAAACACUUUUCUUUGUUAGAGACUGAAUAGUAAAAUCAUCAUGGUCAGAUCUAAGAACUAUUGUGCGCUCAAGAGAAAAAUGGAAAAAAGUGGCAGUAAAAAAAAAAGAGUGAAUAGCUUAACGGGGAAAUGAAAUGCCAAAGUCGAAAUGCAGUCUAAACGGGGAAUAGGUGUCAGAAGUCGGGGAGGGGAACGGGCCAGGAUUUUAUUCAAACGAAAUUCUGGGCUGUCUCGUUCUUUAAAGAAUGCCUCUGAUUGUUUGGGUUCUCUCGUUAGCCACUUCUUCACUGUUGAAUAUUUAUGCCCGUGAGAGCAGACGGUAUUAACAACGCUGAGUGCUGUCUCCACCCAGGGAUUCCAAAGGCUUUAAUCAAGAGUGAGGAACCUAGAAAACUGCGGCUUCAUAUUAGGAAUUGCACAUAUACUGGAUAACUUCCACCUGCAUUGUAUGAUAACUUGUCCCAUUCUUUGCCUAAACAAUCAGAAAGGAUGUUCGUGUCAACUAAUCACUUUGAGAAUGUGCUUGGUUAUUGAAAUUUUGAUUCAUUGGUGAUGAGGAAGUGUUCAGUACUAAGGUGGUUUAAUAGGCUUAGGGAUAGUGUCUAAAGAAAGACUUGUUUGUGGUUCAAAUGAAUAAUCUGGAUUGUUAGAUCCUCAAUAUCUACCUUGUCUGUUCAAUGGGUGUGCUGCACAGGAAAGCAGCUUACGAUGCUAGUCAUGAUUAGCGAAAACUGACCAAUCAGGGCCCGAGUGGGUGUCUUAUAGGCCUGCCCAAACCGAGGUCAGCCAGGACUG